CAUUCAAACCGGCGCAGACAUGGCAGGCAAGAAGCUCCAAAACCUAAACCCAAAGCUGCCCCGCGCGGGGCGGCGAAAGCGAAAGGUGCUGCAGUCGUCGCGCCUGAAGUACAGAAUGUGGAUAGUGAGGAACAUAUGGAGGUAGAUGGCGUCGCUGCGCACCCUCAGAACUCAUCAGCGUCUGCCCAGGGCAUAAAUGCGCAGGCGUCGACAUCGCCAGAAGCAACACGAAAACGAAAAGCACCACUUAAGCACGCCACAGACGAGUUCGCCGCCCUCCUCGAGCCUUUUUACUACGGCAAGAGCCUUACCGACCCCAUCAAUACGGCGCGCGACAAGUGGAACCUGCUGCCUGCAUUCCUCAAGACCAAGGGUCUAGUCAAGCAGCAUGUCGACUCGUACAACCACUUUACCGACGUGGAGCUCAAGAAGAUCAUCAAGGCCAACCGCUUCGUGCGCAGCGACUUUGAUCCCAAGUUCCUCCUCGAGUACACCGAUAUCCGCGUCUUGUCGCCGAAUCGGCAGGAAGAAGAUGACCUCGACAACCACCGCAGUACCAUCACCCCGAACGAGUGCCGCUUGCGCGAUAUGACAUAUGCCGCCCCGAUUGUCGUCGACAUUGUGUACACGAGGGGCAACGCCAAGGUCAAGCGGACGGGCAUCAAGAUUGGCAGGAUGCCCAUUAUGCUGAAGAGCAGCAAGUGUGUACUGGCCGGCAAGAAUGAUCGCGAGAUGGCCGUCAUGGAGGAGUGUCCCCUGGAUCCGGGAGGGUACUUCAUUACGCGGGGACAAGAGAAGGUCAUCUUGGUUCAGGAGCAAUUAAACAAGAACCGAGUCAUUGUCGAAAGCGCGAAGGGUAUCAUGCAAGCGAGCGUCACGAGUUCCACGCACGAAAGAAGAACCAAGACGUACGUGAUCCAGAAGAAGGGGCUAAUGUUUCUGCGGCAUAACACCUUGUCUGAGGAGGUUCCGAUCGUCUUCGUGCUGAAGGCCUUGGGGGUACAUUCUGACAAGGAGAUAUUGCUUAUGGUAGCUGGCGAUGAUAGUGCAUACCAGGACAACUUCGCUAUCAACUUUGAGGCAUGCGCAAGAGAAGGGAUACACACGCAAGAGAAGGCACUCGAGUAUAUUGGCCACCGCGUACGCUUGGUAAAGAAGCCACUUGGGACCUCGCGAAUGCGGAACUACCACCUUGAAGCUAUCGAAUGCUUGUCUAAUGUUGUCCUACCUCACGUGCCCGUCGUUGGUACGCAUUACCGACCGAAGGCACUCUACGUUGCUCUCAUGGCACGUAGGGUACUAAUGGCCAUGCAAGAUCCAAAGCUGGUUGACGAUCGCGACUAUGUCGGUAACAAACGACUAGAAUUGUCCGGCCAGAUGUUGUCGCUCCUCUUCGAAGACCACUUUAAGCGCUUUAACCACGACUUCAAGCUGAGCAUCGACAAAGUGCUUAAGAAGCAGAAUCGCGCACAAGAGUUCGAUGCAUUCUCGCACUUCAGCGUACAUAAGAACCACAUCACGAUGGGUAUUGAACGUGCGAUUGCUACGGGAAAUUGGAGCCUAAAGCGUUUCAAGAUGGACAGGGCUGGUGUUACGCACGUUCUGAGCCGACUUAGCUACAUUGCUGCGCUCGGUAUGAUGACGAGGAUCAGCUCCCAGUUUGAAAAGACACGAAAAGUGUCUGGCCCUCGUGCACUACAACCAUCGCAGUUUGGUAUGCUUUGUACGUCCGACACACCUGAAGGUGAAGCUUGUGGUCUCGUCAAGAAUUUGGCUCUUAUGACACAUAUCACGACCGAAGACGAUGAAGAUCCGGUGCGCAAGAUUGUAUUCCUGCUCGGUGCAGAGGAUAUUUGCUCGCAGACAGGCGAAGAAAUACAUGCCGAGGGUGUGUAUAGCGUAUGUUUGAAUGGUACACCGAUUGCUAUCACAGAUACACCGAAGCGGUUUUUGAACAGCUUCCGGAAACUGAGGCGGAUGGGACGCAUUUCCGAGUUCACCAGUAUCCAUAUCAACCAUGACUUCUGCGAAGUACACGUCGCUACGGACGAAGGCCGAAUCUGUCGACCAAUGAUCGUGGUUGAGAACCAGCGUUCCAAGGUCACGGCGCGGUAUUUGAAGGCACUACGCAAGGGAACAAUGGAAUUCGAGGACUUCCUGUCAAGAGGUCUAGUGGAGUACCUGGAUACCAACGAAGAGAACGACACCAAUAUCGCGCUUGGAGAAAAGGACAUCAAUCAACACACUACCCAUCUCGAAAUCGAACCCUUUACCAUCCUUGGCGCUGUCGCCGGUCUCAUCCCGUAUCCACAUCACAACCAGUCACCCCGUAAUACCUACCAAUGCGCUAUGGGUAAACAAGCCAUUGGUGCCAUCGCCUACAACCAGUUCAACAGGAUAGACACAAUUCUCUACCUCAUGGUCUACCCUCAGGAACCCAUGGUCAAAACCCGAACCAUCGAGCUCACACAUUAUGACAAGCUGCCCGCAGGCCAAAAUGCUACCGUGGCCGUCAUGUCCUACUCGGGCUACGAUAUCGAAGAUGCCCUUAUUCUCAACAAAGCGUCAUGUGACCGUGGCUUCGGCCGUUGCCAGGUCCUGAAGAAGCAUGUCACUCCGCUCAAGACGUAUGCGAACGGCACAUCGGAUCGGAUCAAUGCCGGGGCGCUUGAUGUGGAUAAUCCCCAGCAUCAAGCAAUCGGGCUCGAUGGUAUUGCGCAAGUGGGCGCGCGUAUCAAUGCCACCGAUGCGUUCCUGCUGAAGAGCAUACCACAGGAUACCGCAGGCCCAGCGUCGAACGUGUACAAAGACAAGCCUGAAAGGUACAAGCUGCCUGAUUGCAGUUAUGUGGAUAAAGCGUGCAUCACAGAGAACGAAGCGGGAACUACGCUCAUCAAGCUGCUGAUGCGGCAAACCCGGCGUCCAGAACUGGGCGACAAAUUUAGUUCCAGACAUGGACAGAAGGGUACGACUGGUCUUAUCGUGCAACAAGAAGACAUGCCCUUCAAUGACCAAGGUAUUUGCCCGGACAUUAUCAUGAACCCACACGGUUUCCCCAGUCGUAUGACGGUGGGCAAAAUGAUGGAACUCCUCAGUGGGAAAGCAGGCGUACUCAACGGUACACUGGAAUACGGCACUGCAUUCGGCGGCAGUCGCGUCGAAGACAUGUCGCAGAUUCUCGUGGAGAACGGCUUCUCGUACACGGGCAAAGAUUAUCUAACGUCGGGCAUCACGGGCGAAGCGCACCAAUUCUACACCUUCUUCGGCCCAAUCUACUACCAGAAGUUGAAGCAUAUGGUGCAGGAUAAGAUGCAUUCGAGAGCUCGUGGACCACGCGCUAUCCUCACGCGACAACCCACCGAAGGUCGUGCGAGGGACGGAGGUCUACGCCUGGGAGAAAUGGAGCGUGAUUGCUUGAUCGCGUACGGUGCUUCCCAGCUCUUACUGGAGCGUCUCAUGAUUUCCUCUGACGCACAUGAUGUCGAUGUGUGCGAAAAGUGUAAGUUUUGCGCGCAUGAUUUUUUUUUCCCCUGGAGUAUAUUGGGUUGUAGUAGUGGCUAAUUUGUUGUUAUAGGCGGUCAAAUGGGAUACAGUGGCUACUGCAAGCUCUGCGAGAGCGAAAAGGCGGUUCGACGCAUCACGAUGCCCUAUGCGGCGAAGCUGCUCAUCCAGGAGUUGGGCAGUAUGAAUGUCAAGGUCACAAUUGGGUUGGACGAUGAGUUUCCCAGGGAUGCGUAGCGAGUGGAGUUGGCAGGUGGGUUGGGGAGGAAGUUUAAGAGGGUAUGCAUUUUUGGCGUUGGAA
This is a messenger RNA of Cucurbitaria berberidis CBS 394.84, 3802 nucleotides long. Its product is annotated as beta and beta-prime subunits of DNA dependent RNA-polymerase. Gene Ontology annotation, molecular function: DNA-directed RNA polymerase activity; ribonucleoside binding; DNA binding. Gene Ontology annotation, cellular component: RNA polymerase III complex. NCBI's taxonomy places the organism in Eukaryota, Fungi, Ascomycota, Dothideomycetes, Pleosporales, Cucurbitariaceae. The record is from RefSeq and is a predicted model, not a curated record. The coding region runs from base 136 to 3561 and encodes 1141 amino acids. The transcript is spliced from 2 exons. Gene Ontology annotation, biological process: DNA-templated transcription.